GCUUCCGCGUUUCUCUUUUCACGUCCUACGCUGUGACGUCCCUUUUCCUGCUGUCUUCGCCAUGGCUCGAGGACCGAAAAAGCACCUCAAGCGCGUGGCAGCGCCGAAGCAUUGGAUGCUGGACAAGCUCACCGGGGUGUUUGCUCCUCGGCCGUCCACUGGUCCCCACAAGCUGAGGGAGUGCCUGCCCCUCAUCAUCUUCCUGAGGAAUCGGCUGAAGUACGCUCUGACUGGAGAUGAGGUUAAGAAAAUCUGCAUGCAGAGAUUUAUUAAGAUCGACGGCAAGGUCCGCACUGACAUCACCUACCCCGCUGGCUUCAUGGAUGUGAUUAGCAUCGAGAAGACUGGAGAGCACUUCCGUCUCAUCUACGACGUCAAGGGUCGCUUCGCCGUCCAUCGCAUCACGGCAGAGGAAUCCAAGUACAAACUUUGCAAGGUGAGGAAGAUCCUCAUCCGUAACAAGGGGAUCCCCCACCUGGUCACCCAUGAUGCCCGCACCAUCCGCUACCCAGACCCCCUCAUCAAGGUCAACGACACCGUGCGCAUUGACCUAGAGACCGGCAAGAUCACAGAUUUCAUCAAGUUUGACACAGGCAAUAUGUGCGUGGUGACUGGCGGCGCCAACUUGGGGCGUAUCGGGGUGAUCACCAACCGCGAGAGGCACCCUGGGUCCUUCGAUGUGGUCCACGUCAAGGACAGCACCGGCAACACCUUCGCCACCCGGCUCUCCAACAUCUUCGUCAUUGGCAAGGGCACAAAGCCAUGGGUCUCCCUGCCCCGCGGUAAGGGAAUCCGCCUGACCAUCGCCGAGGAGAGAGACAAGAGGCUGGCCGCCAAGCAGGGGAGCAGCUGAGCUCCAUGGAGAAUGAGGAAUCUGCAGAAUUGAUUUCAAAUAAAAUGUUAUUUACAAAAAAAAAA
Molecule: messenger RNA, 918 nt
Organism: Paramormyrops kingsleyae
Lineage: Eukaryota; Metazoa; Chordata; Actinopteri; Osteoglossiformes; Mormyridae
Gene: rps4x
Product: ribosomal protein S4 X-linked
Biological process (GO): translation
Cellular component (GO): cytosolic small ribosomal subunit; ribosome
Molecular function (GO): structural constituent of ribosome; RNA binding
Source: RefSeq, a predicted model, not a curated record